Gigantopelta aegis is the source of this 2585-nucleotide messenger RNA. RefSeq names its product stimulated by retinoic acid gene 6 protein-like. The transcript has 19 exons. The record is from RefSeq and is a predicted model, not a curated record. Gene Ontology annotation, molecular function: signaling receptor activity; retinol transmembrane transporter activity. Gene Ontology annotation, cellular component: plasma membrane. Gene Ontology annotation, biological process: vitamin A import into cell. The coding region runs from base 178 to 2226 and encodes 682 amino acids. NCBI's taxonomy places the organism in Eukaryota, Metazoa, Mollusca, Gastropoda, Neomphalida, Peltospiridae.
AUUUCUCUUUACGUAGUCAGAUUGCCUGCCUGGUGACUGUUGCCGAGUUUUAUCUUACUGUCGUGUUUCACAGAGUACUACCUCCAUGUUUCCGACACGUUUAUAUACAUGUAGGUGUUGACCCCACACUUGUACCUGCAUAGUACGAGUGUAUGUACAGCUUCCAUUCGAUCAAGAAUGUCGCCGGAUGAAAGCAUUGUCAUUGGCAAGACAGCUAUGGUGUUUGGAGAUUUCGAAAACGACACCACGUUCAAUAUCAGUGAUGAUUCGUGUCUUCCUGGUUUUGACUUUCAUCAAUUCACGCACUACUCUGUUAUUCCUGCAACUCUAAUAAUUGGAAUGCUCGCCUUUCUUGAACAUCGACGAUCACAUGUCGAUAUCUGUGGAGGGAGACCUGCUCUCAUCGUGCCACUGCAUUUCCUGGAUGGCUAUGAAGAUCGGUUCGGGUAUGCUGCCGGGUUUGGCGCCAUCACUAACCUCAUCAUCAGUUUAUUCACUAACGCCAACGUUUACCCAUUCUCCGUGCCGAUAUGGGCGGCAGCUCUGCUCAUUCAGCUGAGUGCUCUAGAGUACAGCGUCAUAUGUUUCCCGCUGUUUGCAUGUAUAGCUACACGACACAAGCUGGUCGGAGCCAUCACGUUAUUUCUGUACAGUACACUGUGGUUUCUGGCGACCGUUGUGUAUCGACUGCAAGUUGAGUGUCAGUAUUCUGUUCAAGGAGCUAACAAGGGAUACAAAGUACAGCUAAUACUGUCUCAGGCACCAAUUUUUUUCUGUUAUGCUUACCUGAUGCUGCGAUCCAUUCACUCGAUAUACAUGUGUUUCCACAAACAGAAAUAUGUGCUGGAGGAAAACACAGAUGUUAUUCACCCUCACCAAGCACUGUAUGUAAGAGUGCUACUCGAUGCCAAGAACUACAGCUCUGACACCACUAAACCGGAUGAGAUCUGGUAUAAGAGAUGGUACCGCAAGAUACAUAAGCCGGUUUGUGGAUUUAAAUAUCCUGUGAGAAUUGUGGCUACCGUCUUCGUCGUUAUCUCAAUUUCAUAUCAGUUCAUAGCUUAUCUUUUAAUGCUGGGUUUCCAAGCUCUGUAUUAUGUGGCUAAAAUGGACGACAAAUCGAGUCUGCACAUGACGGUUUUGAACGGCACAUUAACCGUCUUGAAUCCCACCAUUGUCAACGUCUUUAUAGGUGUGUACUUCCUCUCUCUCCUCCUUGUUACGCUGAUGGCGUGUACAAAUAUGUACCUGUUUCUAACAACCUACAGAUUAGAUAUUUUAAACAUGUUCAAAGGCGUGCACUCGUUUGCAGUCGACAAGACAAAACCAACAUACUUCAUUAUGGCUGAAAACCUUCGAUUUCCGGGAUACCAGGUAGCCUAUAUGUUGUGGGGUAUGAUCAUUCUGAUGAUCGUAGUGAUGAUCCUGGGUUUCGGUUUGUCGUACGUCAUUUUCCUCCUGGCUGUUAACAACAUACUGGUCGACGCUUUGAGCUACUUGGCCCAGGUGUUAAGUGUCCCGGCAACCAUGAUACUUCUGUUCUAUUUACAAGUCCUAGUCUCCAGAUUUCUCUUACUGCAGCCAAAAGUAAAAGAUACAGACACCGCUCCUCCCUUGAAUGUUAACAACAGAAAGUUUUACGAAGACUUCAACUAUUAUGCGUUCUUUGGAAAUCUGGGUAUCGGGGUUGUGUCGUGUUUCUUCCGCAUCCUACAGGGCAGUGUGCUGGGCGUGCUCCUCGUGGGACGUCUCGAGAGAACCAUCUUCAUGGCAGGCUGGGAGCACAGGGACAAAGGUUACCAAGCAUACAUCGGCAUGUUACGAAUGGAGAACGCUCACAAUCAUCCUAUCCUGAGGGUGUUCAGUGGGCUGAUGUGGGAGGUGGCCUUCAAGAAACGCCACCUAGCGGCAGCUACUCAGGAUAAUCAGGGUACAAGUAGGAAAUACAGAACAUUCCCCAGCAUCGAAUCCACCGCACCAUCCUCCCGAAACCUGCAUUCUCUAGCUGAUGAUUCAAGUUCCCUGUGCUCAUUUGAAAAUGUACCAGUUUCAAGAAACAAUAUUCACCGCAGACGAUGGUGGGUUGCCUACACACUGAUAAACAAUCCGGACUUGUGCCAGAAGAGAAAAAAGUGGCUUUUCGAAAUUCCAACAGACGGAUUUGAAUUUGGUGCUGGAGACGAAUCAGUGAGAAAUAGAGGGAGCCGCAACGAAGCCUAUGUGUGAAUCACUUAAAGCUGCAGUGUUGACUUUAUAUCACUUAAAGCUGCAGUGUUGACUUUAUAUCACUUAAAGCUGCAGUGUUGACUUCAAAUCACUUGAAGCUGCAGUGUUGACUUUAAAUCACUUAAAGCUGCAGUGUUGACUUUAAAUCACUUAAAGCUGCAGUGUUGACUUUAAAUCACUUGAAGCUGCAGUGUUGACUUUAAAUCACUUGAAGCUGCAGUGUUGACUUUAAAUCACUUAAAGCUGCAGUGUUGACUUUAAAUCACUUAAAGCUGCAGUGUUGACUUUAUAUCAUUUAAAGCUGCAGUGUUGACUUUGAACAAUUUAAAGCUGCAGUGUUGACUUAAAAUAAUUUAAAA